AUGUGUGUCUUCGUCUGAGUAAAGACUUUACUACCAACACUCCUUUGCAAAUAGAAAAAGUUUGUGAUGAUGACGAUCUUUUAUUAGCUUCGCAGACAGAUCAUGAAGUCACGCGACGGAUUUUAAAUGAAUUUAAAUUACAGUGAUGUGAUGUUCAGAAAUGUGUCCAUGAGAAUACAUGACAAACACCGCAAGAGGGGAUUGAAAGGGAAGGCGGAGAAAGAUCUAAAGAAUUUAAAAAGAAAGCACUUCGAAGCAGUUAAAUCAGCUAUACAGAACGGCUUUAAACUAUGACCAUGUCAUGCCUUGUUAAUUUGCGUAAUGCGUAUUCAAUGAUAUAGGUGCACGGCCGAGUUGGAGAACGGCACAUAUGGCUAUAAAACAAGAACAGAUCUGCUGGUCUGGGGAAGAGCUUAGGAGAAGAAUAAUUAAUAAUGUAUAAUUUAUGCCCAUUGAAUACACAAACGUCUGGUGCCCGUGAAAUGCGUUGUUGAGGUAUCUGCUAUGCCGUCCAUAAUUAACCUUGGUUGGGGACCCUCAAAGGAACGUGCAAAAUGGACUUACACAAGUGCACGCUGGUGUUUUUAGGUAUUGUCCAGCUGGUUUCUGGCCGUGAUGAGAACAUUGUUCAUAUCGAUCUACAAAGAGCAAUAGUGAAGGGUUACAGCCCGUACAUACACUUUCUGCAAACGCCCACAAACGUGCAAACCUGGUCCAAGGGUGCUUGUGACAGUCAAGCAGUCGUCAAGGUGGACUUUUCUGGACCAUUCAAAGGAGCUGAGCUCCACCUUGACUAUGCAAAGAGCCCUCGUCUGUGGACCCUGGAUAUUUCAGACUCUGCUACAGGGGAUGGAUAUGGAGGGGACGACGGCACGACCAGCAAUAUGGCCGAGCUGCAAAUACACAACCGGCAGAUGCGCAUCUACGGCAACAGUCUACCAGGCUUUAUGGACGCCACUAGUGACGGUGGACUUCUUAUACGUACAAUAGACGACUUUGCAGCGAAAGGAUCCAAGGCGAAAAUAAAAAUCAGUGACGAGAGAGUUGAUUGGUCAAGGGGUAAAUUAAAAGACUUUUUGUCGUCAAAGUUUCUAUAUACUUUAAAUGGCCAGCAGCCAGUGUAUGGCACCAAGGACUACGACGUUUACUUUGGAUUUAAUAGGGUUGUUGCAGGGAAUUUCAGAAAUGGAUCUGGGCUGUGUUCUGUGUCUCUCAAAUUGAUAUCAUAUCCAGGCAAUGAAUGUGAAAAGGGGACGUUAACAUGUCACAAGGACGCAACUUGUAUCGACGCCGUGCGGACGUCGAGGUGUAGAUGUCAGGAUGGCUUCUAUGGUGACGGCCAUAUUAAAUGUUACGACAUUAACGAGUGUCAGAACAACAAUGGGGGUUGUGUGCACUUCUGCGAGAAUACCCAGGGCAACUACACAUGCCGUUGCCGGGAGGGCUUCCAGGUCGACAGAGACCGCAAGGACUGCAUAGACCUGAACGAGUGCUUUGAGGAGAAGGGUGGCUGCCAACACCAGUGUGUCAACACCAUGGGCGGGUACGAAUGUCGCUGUAACCAAGGCUACUCGCUCGAAUCUAAUGGCAAAUCCUGUAAAUUGGGGACGUAUUGUCAGAGGCGACAGGGCUGCGAACAUUCCUGCACAACUACACAGCAGGGCAGUGUUGUUUGCACGUGCAGGCACGGGUACAACCUACAUUCCAACGGCAAAAACUGUGUUCAGACGUGUAUGGUGGGGAACGGCGGAUGCCAGCACAACUGUACGGAUGCGGGGAGCGGGGUGCGGUGUAGCUGUGCCAACCACUACUUACUCACCAGUGAUAACCACACGUGCAUAGCGACGUGUAUGGUGAACAAUGGUGGGUGCGAGCGGAAGUGUAAAGACACGCCGAGCGGUCCGAUCUGCUCGUGUCCGGACGGCUUUGAGCUUCACCAGGAUGGCAAGAGCUGUCUAGAUAUUGACGAGUGUGCGUCUGAGAACGGAGGCUGCAGUCACGAGUGUGUGAACCUAGAGGGCGGUUACGAGUGCGUCUGUCCACCCGGAUACAAGGUCCAGCCGCACGACAAAACCUGCAAAGACAUAGACGAGUGUGAUGCCCGGGGCACAUGUGACCACCUGUGCCUGAACACGCCGGGCAGCUAUCUGUGUGCCUGUAAUGACGGCUACGAGCGGUACGGGAUAUCGCAUUGUGCAGACAAGGACGAGUGCUCUGACAACAACGGUGGUUGUGCGCACAGCUGUGUGAAUACGAACGGGAGCCACAUCUGCUCGUGUAACGAGGGCUAUACACUUUUCUCAAACAGCAGGGACUGUGUCCCGGACAACAAGUGCUACAUGAUCCAGGAGCCCCCAGGGGGCUCGAUAACGUGUAAGGAUCGCGGGAAGAGCUUGGUCUGCACUUACAAAUGUUCCCGGAAGGGCCGUUUCGUCAGUGACACGAACUUUACAGAGAUCACAACAUUCUGCGGCCCUGAAACCAAGUAUAAGUGGGACCACGAAACAAAAAAUACUACUCUGCCGCCGUGUUCGUCUAAACUACAGUCCCCGAAUGUUGGGAAGACUGUUGUAUUUCAGUUUCCAUCUAAACGAUGUAAAAGACGAAAUAAGGUGAAAAUGAAGCUCUCCGAAACUUUGACUGAAAUUUUAAAUGGUGAUAAAAGAUACAAGUGCGACGGCAAAUGUCGGGUUUCUGAAAUGCCUGUCUUGAAAUGCAGGCGUCUUCGGGCCACGACGCGUCCGUACUCGCCGUAUGUCGUCACCGUCGGGUUUGACAUCUCCUUCAGAGGGAGGGCCAAACUGAAAAAAAAUUGUGAUGUUAAAUGUGUGAUGAAAAAAACUGAGAGGAAACUGAAACGAGUCAUCAAAAAGUUAAGACGCGUUAUAAAGAAGGAUGAAUUCAAAUUAACUUAUUCCGGUAGCGAAUACACGGCGCUAAAAAAGAAGUUCAAGAGUCCCCGCGGCAGUACCCUCUCCUGUGAGCCCAACAGCAUCCUCUUCGCGGACACAUGUGUUGGUUGCGCCCUCGGCCACUAUUAUGACCGGAAGAUGCGUAAGUGUGCGCCCUGUCGACCGGGGUUCUACCAGGACGAAGAAGGGAUGUACGCCUGCAAGCCCUGUUCACAAGACCCACAGAACGCUGGCAUACACGCAGCCGUCAGUGAGGAACAAUGCACUGUUCAGUGCGAGCCAGGCCAGUACUCUGAGAGCGGGUUCAAACCGUGCAAGCCAUGUCCCGUGGGGACAUACCAGCCAGGGUACGGGCGCCUCACCUGCCAGGCAUGUGACGGUGGGAUCGAUACCAAGGGCCCAGGAGCCGUCACGUUCGAGAGCUGUCUUGCUAAAGAAAUAUGUCGCCCUGGUCACUACUUUCGGUCAUCGAGGGACUCGUGUGUGUCAUGUGAGCGGGGCUUCUAUCAGCCGAACAGCGGUCAAAACUAUUGCAUCCGGUGUCCAGGCCGCACCACCACUGACACAGACGCGGCGACGGAUGUCGCCCAGUGCAAAAGUCACGAGUGUGGGGCGGUGUUCAGCAAGGACGGAUUCGAGGGUGUCAUAGAGUCGCCAAACUACCCCGGUGACUACCCUACCAACGUGACGUGCGUAUGGAAAAUUCGGCCCGCCAAGGACCGUCGCAUCCUUGUCAUUAUACCACAGGUUUCCCUGCCUAAGGCCGACAAGUGCGGGGAUAAACUCGUCAUGAGGAAGUCCAAGAACGAAUUCAGUACGGUAUCGUGGGAGACGUGUGAGACGGACCAGCGGCCCAUCGCGUUCACGGCUCGCUCGAAGCGUCUGUGGGUCCAGUUCACCUCUGACGGACAGAACACCGCCCGCGGAUUCUCAAUACCAUUUGUCACCUACAACUACGACUAUGAGCGUUUGAUAGAAAGCAUUGUACAAGACGGUCGCCUGUAUGAGUCGUUCCAGCACCAAUCAGUUCUAAAGGACCGGAAACUGCUGACAGAGCUGAUGCGCGUGAUCGCCAAGCCGGAGAAAUAUUUCCAGUACGACCGGAACAUGACGGAGUCCCUACUGCCAAGGUCGUUCAUUAAGCUACUCCGACGCAAGGUCAUACGAUUUUUCAGUCCGUAAACGUCUGGGAAGGUUAUACUUCAGAAAACGUUGAAUAUGCGAAGCUGUGAUGAAAAUAGACGAAAGAUGUGAAGAUAAUGAAGUACUCUUGCGUGAUUCAACUCGUCAUUGGGAGUUGUACAGAUCAAACACUGACCAAUACAUUGUUGCCAUGUGUUUUAAACAUAUGUGUGUAUAUGUUUACCUUUAAGGCUGAAAAAUGAAGGUGUGAUGAUGACGUAUUAAUGACGUAUUGAUGAGGUGUUGAUGACGUGUAUUAAGGGGCAUAAUGGAGCCACGAAGUGAAUUGUGUACUAUAUUAUUAAGUAAUUUACAAAACCAUACUGACUAUUGACUGCUUUGGCUUUGUGUUAUCUUGACUGUAUCAUGAAAAAAUGGCGAUUGCGAAAUA
Mya arenaria is the source of this 4485-nucleotide messenger RNA. Its product is annotated as signal peptide, CUB and EGF-like domain-containing protein 1. Gene Ontology annotation, molecular function: calcium ion binding. The record is from RefSeq and is a predicted model, not a curated record. Gene Ontology annotation, cellular component: cell surface. The coding region runs from base 555 to 4094 and encodes 1179 amino acids. NCBI's taxonomy places the organism in Eukaryota, Metazoa, Mollusca, Bivalvia, Myida, Myidae. Gene Ontology annotation, biological process: signal transduction. The transcript is spliced from 23 exons.